AUGGACACCAUCUUCGCCGUCACCUUCGGAUCGGACCUCGACACGCUGGGCGCAGCGGGUUCAGGCGGCGGCGGCGGCGACGAGGGGAGCCGCUUCGCCGCGGCGGUGGACGACGCGAGCGAGUUCACCCUUCUCCGCUACAUCAACCCGUUCUGGAAGGCGAUGAGGCUGCUCAACGUCGGCCCCGAGGCCGCGCUCAGGGAGCGGGUGAAGACCGUCGACGAGUUCGUCUACGAGCACAUCCGAGCCAGGUUCGAGGAGCUCGGGGCGGCGGCGGCGGCGCGGCAGGGGGACCUCCCCGUGGCGAGGCGAGACAUGCUGUCCAGGUUCAUCGAGGCAGCCACCACCACCACCGCCGCCUGUGAUGGCGCUGCCGCUGCAGGUGCAGGGACUGCGGCGGCGGCGGUGGAUCACAAGUACCUGAGAGACAUCGUGCUGAGCAUCGUGAUCGCCGGCAAGGACACCAGCGUGGAGGCACUCGCCUGGUUCUUUUACAUGGCGUGCAAGCACCCGCGGGUCCAGGAGAGGGUCUUCCGCGAGGCCGGGGAGGCCACCGCGGGCGCCGCCGGCGAGACCGCGUCGUCCGUGGACGAGUUCUCUCGGAGCCUCACCGACGAGGCGCUCGGCAAGAUGCACUACCUGCACGCUGCCCUGACGGAAACUCUCAGGCUCUACCCUGCGCUUCCCUUGAACAACAAGGAGUGCUUCUCGGACGAUGUGCUGCCGGGCGGCUUCAGCGUCGGCAAGGGAGACGUCGUGUUCUACGUCCCGUACGCCAUGGGGCGAAUGGAGUACCUGUGGGGCAACGACGCCGAGGUCUUCCGGCCCGAGCGCUGGCUCGACGAGAACGGCGAGUUUCAGCAGGAAAGCCCCUUCAAGUUCACAGCUUUUCAGGCCGGUCCGAGGAUAUGCCUGGGGAAGGAAUUCGCGUACAGGCAGAUGAAGGUGCUGGCGGCCGUGCUGCUCCGCUUCUUCGUGUUCAGCCUGCGGGACGAGGAGGCCAGCGUCAACUACAGGGCCACCAUCACGCUCCUCAUUGAACACGGCCUCCAUCUGAUGGCAACGCCGAGAUGA
Messenger RNA from Miscanthus lutarioriparius, 1074 nucleotides. Lineage: Eukaryota; Viridiplantae; Streptophyta; Magnoliopsida; Poales; Poaceae. The record is from the annotation of a GenBank genome assembly.